AUGGAAAACACUUUCGACCUUGAUGAAGUUUCAAAGCAUUGCACUGCAGACGACAUUUGGAUCGCUGUUGACGGGAAGGUAUACGACCUUAGUACUUAUAAGACCCAUCCUGCAGGAACGGACAUCAUUGUUGAGAAUGCAGGCAAGGAUGCGACCCAAGAGUUCAAGGAUGCGGAGCACACCUCUAUGGAUCUAGAGGAAUUAAAAUAAAUACUACAUUGGAGAUCUCGAAGAGAAAAUUAAUACCGAUACAAAAUCUAGUCGGAAAAGGAAGCCGAUUUCAAAGCCAAAAAGUUCGCAAGAAGUCAAGAAGAAUUCCACAGAGAGAAGAGACUUCUCUCUUGUUCGGUCUGUAGCCAUUGACUUGACAAUUUUGUUCGGAAUCAAGCUUUUAGCAGAUUCAAUAUAA
This is a messenger RNA of Moneuplotes crassus, 409 nucleotides long. Lineage: Eukaryota; Ciliophora; Spirotrichea; Euplotida; Euplotidae. The record is from the annotation of a GenBank genome assembly.